CCACAGACAGCCCUCUGACUCUCUCCUCUGAUUGGUUGCCUACCAUUUUCGUUCCCUUGACAAGCAAAAUAGUACUGGGUAGAGUUUGGACGCAAGAAAAGAAUAAGCACCGUACACAAUCUUAACAUGGACACCCCGAAGAUUAUCGAGGAUCGGUCUGAAAGAUCUGAUGGCAAGAUUGUGAAGAUGGAGGUUGACUACAGUUCAACUGUAGAUCAGCGUCUCCCCGAAUGCGAGAAAAUGGCUAAAGAGGGCAAGCUGCAGGAGGCAAUUGAGAGUUUGUUGUCACUGGAGAAGCAAACCAGAACGGCAUCAGACAUGGUGUCCACAUCCAGAAUCCUUGUGGCUGUGGUCCAGAUGUGUUAUGAAGCCAAGGACUGGGAUGCCCUGAAUGAAAACAUCAUGUUGCUCACCAAAAGGAGGAGUCAGCUGAAGGGGGCUGUUGCCAAGAUGGUGCAAGAAUGUUACAAGUACGUGGAUACAGUGACUGAUCAGCCCAUCAAGCUGAGACUUAUCGACACUCUUCGCACCGUGACUGCUGGCAAGAUCUACGUAGAGAUUGAGCGUGCCCGGCUGACGAAAACAUUGGCCAAUAUCAAGGAGAAGAACGGAGAGAUCAAAGAGGCAGCUUCCAUUCUUCAGGAGCUACAGGUAGAGACAUAUGGCUCUAUGGAGAAAAAGGAGAAGGUGGAGUUUAUCUUGGAACAGAUGAGGCUUUGCAUCGCUGUGAAAGAUUACAUUCGCUGCCAGAUCAUCAGCAAGAAGAUAAACACCAAAUUCUUCCAAGAGGAGGGCACCGAGGAGUCCAAGCUGAAGUAUUACAACUUGAUGAUUCAAGUUGACCAGCACGAGGGCUCCUACCUGUCUAUCUGCAAACAUUACCGGGCCAUCUAUGACACCCCCUGUAUCUUGGAGGACAGCAGCAAGUGGCAACAGGCCCUAAAGAGUGUGGUGCUCUACGUGAUUCUUGCUCCUUACGACAACGAGCAGUCAGACCUUGUUCAUAGAAUCAGCGAGGACAAGAAACUGGAAGAAAUACCUAAAUACAAGGACCUUCUGAAACAGUUCACCACUAUGGAGUUGAUGCGCUGGGCCUCCCUGGUGGAGGAUUAUGGGAAGGAGCUGAGAGAGGGCUCACCUGACAGCCCCGCCACAGACGUCUUCUCUUGUUCAGAGGAGGGGGAGAAAAGGUGGAAGGAUCUGAAGAACAGAGUUGUGGAGCAUAAUAUCAGAAUAAUGGCCAAAUAUUACACCAGAAUCACAAUGAAGAGGAUGGCUGGACUCCUCGACCUCUCUAUUGAUGAAUCCGAGGAGUUCCUCUCCAGCCUAGUUGUAAACAAGACCAUCUAUGCCAAGGUGGACCGGCUGGCAGGCAUCAUCAACUUCCAGAGGCCCAAAGACCCCAACGACCUACUCAACGACUGGUCGCACAAACUCAACUCUCUCAUGUCCCUGGUCAACAAGACCACGCAUCUUAUUGCCAAGGAGGAGAUGAUCCACAACCUGCAGUGAAACAAUAAUGUAGUGCAUUAUUUUAUGUUUUGGUUCAUGUUUGUUUCAGUUUUUUUUCCCUUCUGUGGGAAUGUCUUGGGAAUAUACAGUAUAUUGGGGGAUGGUAAAUGCAGCGCUUUUAAAAUGCCAUAUAAUUGGAUAAAGAUCUGUUGCACAUCCACAGCACCCCGACUUUGUCCCUUUUUUUACUAUCCAGUAAAAGCUUGACAAUAAAUACAUGAGCACCUCGCUUUACCUCCCCUGUCAUUGACUGGAUCUCUAAAUAUACUUGCCUUUUAUAAGCAGUAGAUUAAAAUGUAUUACUGUGUUAUAUACAUAUGGCUGUAAACUCUAAAAAUGCAAUGUAAACAAUAAACUCCUCACAUUUGGUUAA
Messenger RNA from Eleginops maclovinus (Patagonian blennie), 1885 nucleotides. It is a transcript of the gene psmd12, whose product is annotated as proteasome 26S subunit, non-ATPase 12. Gene Ontology annotation, cellular component: cytoplasm; proteasome regulatory particle, lid subcomplex. NCBI's taxonomy places the organism in Eukaryota, Metazoa, Chordata, Actinopteri, Perciformes, Eleginopidae. The record is from RefSeq and is a predicted model, not a curated record. The transcript has 11 exons. Bases 127 to 1512 code for a protein of 461 amino acids.